Maylandia zebra (zebra mbuna) is the source of this 3214-nucleotide messenger RNA. RefSeq names its product polo-like kinase 4 (Drosophila) (gene plk4). The record is from RefSeq and is a predicted model, not a curated record. Gene Ontology annotation, molecular function: ATP binding; protein kinase activity; protein binding. Gene Ontology annotation, cellular component: nucleus. NCBI's taxonomy places the organism in Eukaryota, Metazoa, Chordata, Actinopteri, Cichliformes, Cichlidae. Gene Ontology annotation, biological process: protein phosphorylation.
ACGGGCGGAUAUUUUCAAAAUGGAAGAUAUGGCAAAGUUUUGGAGGGGAACGCGAGAACAACAUUUAUUUGUCGUGUGAGGACUCCUGUAGCGGCUAUCCAUGCACUCUGCCUAUCGGGGAACAUUAUUACAAACCUGCACGCGUCUGCGAGGCGAAAAGCCGCCACGAUGAGUGUUUCGAUCGGAGAUAAAAUUGAGGACUUCAAGGUCCUCACUCUGCUCGGGAAGGGCUCCUUUGCGUGUGUUUACCGGGCCAAAUCGGUGAAGACUGGUCUGGAGGUUGCCAUCAAAACGAUUGACAAAAAAGCAAUGCACAAAGCCGGCAUGGUCCAACGUGUGAGGAACGAGGUGGAGAUUCACUGCCGACUGAAGCAUCCUUCCAUACUGGAGCUUUACAACUACUUUGAGGACAGCAACUAUGUGUAUUUAGUGUUGGAGAUGUGCCACAAUGGAGAGAUGAGUCGGUACCUCAAAGAGCGAAAGAUGCCUUUCUCUGAAGAUGAAGCGAGACAUUUCAUGGACCAAACAGUGAAAGGGAUGCUUUAUUUACAUACUCAUGGGAUCUUGCACAGAGACCUGACUUUGUCCAAUCUUCUGCUGACCAGCAACAUGAACAUUAAGAUAGCAGACUUUGGCCUGGCCACUCAGCUCAAACUCCCAAAUGAAAAGCACUUCACCAUGUGUGGCACACCAAACUACAUCUCCCCAGAGGUGGCCACUCGCAGCGCCCACGGGCUGGAAUCAGAUGUUUGGUCACUGGGAUGCAUGUUCUAUGCUUUCCUGAUGGGUCGCCCUCCAUUUGACACAGACACGGUCAAGCACACUUUGUCCAAAGUGGUUCUCGGGGACUAUGAGAUGCCUACCCAUGUUUCUCUGGAGGCUCAGGACCUAAUUUAUCAGCUGCUGCAGAAAGACCCCGCCCAGCGACCCAGCCUCUCUGCAGUACUGGACCACCCAUUCAUGACCCAGAGCCUGCUGGUCAGGACCAAAGAGCUGGGGCUUGGGGAUGACGGGUCCAUUGACAGUGGCAUUGCCACCAUCUCCACAGCCUACACCUCCUCCACCUCUGCCAGCAGCGGCAGUCGCCUCCAGAAGCGAACCAAGCACAUGAUAGGCUCUGCUCUGCCUAAUCGCAUGGCACCCAUCCCAAGCCUUCCACGCCAGCCCAACAGUGCCUGUUUUGAGGAUGGAGACCAGUGGCAGCAGCAGCAUCCGCUGGAAAGGUUCAACAGAGAGGGCAGGAGCAGGGCGGCUCAUGGUGUAGAAAGCGGAGAGCCUCAUUCUCGCUACCUGAGGAGGGCUCACUCUUCAGACCGUCCCAUGUCCACUUCAACAGGUUCAACUCAUGCUGAGCUGGGGCGAUGCCACUCAGAGGAGACUCUGGCUGGUAUAGGACGCCCAGUCUUCCCCGUGUCCUCCACUCCACACCCGUUUUCAGAGCACGGAAGACUCCCAUCUCCACCUGUCAAGCAGCCAGCAAAUUCUGGGUAUUUUUCCACAGAGACCGCACUUCCACCAAAUUUGCAAUUUCAGGACUUAGAGGGAGUUUCUAAUUGGCUCAACACUGAAGCCUCUGGACAGAGGUCCGCAGAUAGCAGCGCCCACAGCAGUAGAGGACCUUUAGGUGUUCACAACUCCUGGUCAGAUAAGCCCAUGAGCCGAGGCGCGAACCUUCACCCCAACCUGCACCACCAGCUUCUUUCCAACUCCGACUCAUACAGGGAGAACAUCCCUGGAUUAGAGUUCCAACCUCCUCCUGACAGAGAGUUAAAGCUCUCUUCAACCAAACCCAGUACAGAUAAGCCGAAGAAAACGCUGAGAGACGUAAUCCCGCCUCUGUGCGCCUCCCGACUGAAGCCGAUCAGACAGAAGACCAAAAAUGCUGUUGUGAGCAUUUUGGACACGGGUGAAGUUUGUAUGGAGCUGUUAAAAUGUCAGAGUGGUCAAGAAAGAGUCAAAGAAGUCCUCCGGAUUUCCUGUGAUGGCUCAAUGGUGACGAUAUACCAGCCUAAUGGUGGAAAAGGUUUUCCUGUGCUGGACUGCCCGCCAGCUCCUCCAGAAGAUAUUCUCAUUUGUAGCUACGAGGAUCUUCCAGAGAAAUACUGGAAAAAGUACCAGUAUGCCUCCAAGUUUGUUCAGCUUGUUAAAUCCAAGACUCCUAAAGUGACCCUUUACACCAAGUAUGCCAAGGUCAUGCUGAUGGAGAACUCUCCUAACGCGGACCUGGAAGUUUGCUUUUAUGAUGGCGCAAAGACCCACAAGACGUCCGAACUUGUGCGAGUGGUGGAGAAGAGCGGGAAGUCGUACACUGUGAAGGGCGAGGCGGGGCUGAGCGGCCUGAGCCCCGAGUGCCGGAGGUAUGUGGAGCUGUCGGACGAGGGCCACGCCAUGUGUUUAUCUCUCGAGGCCGCCAUCACUGCAGAGGAGCAGCGCAGCACCAAGGACGUCCCUUUCUUCCCCAUAAUGAUUGGCAGGAGACCCGUCAGCUCAGACGCUCCAGGCUCAUCGUCUGCGCCCUCGCACCCGGUUCCUCCAGAUACAGCAUCACCUCCUAAACCUCCACAAAUCACUCCUUCGAUGAUUUCCUACGAUGGGUCUGACUUCACCACAGCCAGCCUGAGUAAGAAAAGCUCCCCAGUGCGACAGGACCUCAUCCAGAGCACAGGAAAGGUGGUCAAGUCGAUAUUUGUGCCAAAUGUUGGAUGGGCGUCCCAGCUGACGAGUGGAGAGGUUUGGGUGCAGUUCAACGAUGGUUCUCAGCUGGUGGUUCAGGCAGGAGUUUCCUGCAUCACCUACACGUGUCCAGAAGGGAAGAUCACCAGGUAUAAGGAGAACGAGAAGUUGCCCGAGCACGUUAAGGAAAAGCUUCACUGUCUCUCGACCAUUCUCGGCCUGUUGGCGAGCCCGGCAGCGCGUCACCUGCAGUCCCAUUAACACCUUGUGUAUAGAGGCCUGUCAAAAAGCUGGAAGUAGCAUUAGAAACCGUCAUUUCUCUUCUUGUAAAUAUCUUCUAUUUGUGUUGUUUUUACAUGUACAGAAGACUGAGAUUAUGAAAAGAUAUAUUUUUAUUUUAAUAAGCAGCUAUUUUGUAUAGUGUCUACAUUAGCCCUGUUGGAAAACUUAGUGUUUGUGUGUCUUGUUUUUUUUACCGUUUCCUACUACUAUGAAAUGUGCGACCGAUACACGCUGAAACAAUAAAACAUCUGGAGGCCGG